CGGGAAGCCCAUUGAGGAGGGGAGUGGCUUUCCGGGACAGGCCCGGGGACUAUAUAUAAGCCCCAGAGGGCUGGCGCAGCUCCCACCUUCCAGCGGUUUCUGCCUCUGCCGGCUGAGCACCUUUGCAGCAGCUCUCGCACAGGACGCACCAUGUCCCAGGCUGGUGCACAGGAGGCCCCCAUCAAGAAGAAGCGCCCCCCGGUGAAGGAGGAAGAUCUGAAGGGGGCCCGUGGGAACCUAGCCAAGAACCAGGAGAUCAAGUCCAAGACCUACCAGGUCAUGCGGGAGUGUGAACUAGCCGGCUCCACCGCCCCAUCCGUGUUCAGUGGCAGCCGAACCGGCACCGAGACCGUCUUUGAGAAGCCCAAAGCCGGACCUGCCAAGAGUGUCUUUGGCUAAGACAUGUGCACCAUUCCUCUCACUGCUGCCAACUCCCAGACACAGGAGAAUUUCCCCAAAACUUUUUUUAUGCCAGAAUGUUCCUUCUCACCUGCUGCCCGUGGGAUGGCCACCUGCCCCUCACAGCCCUGACCCCUUGGCCCAGGGACUCUGCACCAGUGCCCAGGGAGCACCAAUAAAGCGCAUGCCCACGUGGCCCCGGCA
Mustela lutreola (European mink) is the source of this 603-nucleotide messenger RNA. It is a transcript of the gene MUSTN1, whose product is annotated as musculoskeletal, embryonic nuclear protein 1. Gene Ontology annotation, biological process: chondrocyte differentiation; chondrocyte proliferation; tissue regeneration. The transcript has 3 exons. Gene Ontology annotation, cellular component: nucleus. The coding region runs from base 151 to 399 and encodes 82 amino acids. Lineage: Eukaryota; Metazoa; Chordata; Mammalia; Carnivora; Mustelidae. The record is from RefSeq and is a predicted model, not a curated record.